AUGAAAAACUUGUAUGUUAUUUCAAUAUUUGUUGUUAAAGCAGCAUUAUUUGGAGGUGAUCGUCCUAGUGGUAGUGGUGCUACUGGUGGAGGUGGUGACGAUGGUGGUAAAUGUGAUGGCGGUGUUGAUCGUGGAGGUAACAUAGUUGGUUGUGGUGGUGUUAGCAGCAAAGGUGAUAAUGGUGUUGUUGGAGGUGGUUUGGGUAGUAAAGGUGGCAGGUGUGGUGGUUGUGAAGCUAGUGGUCGUGGAGGAUCGAAGGUGGUGGUGCUCCAGUUGGCGGUGGAGGAACAAGGCGAAAGUGGUCAAUGGUCGUGGCUGUGGUGGUGUUCGCUUUUGAAGGUAGUGAUGGUGAUGGCGACGAUAAUAUUGGUGGUGGUGUGGGUAGUUGAUUUGGUGUAUAGGGGGGGGGGGGGGAAGAGGGGAUGCAUCAGAGGUGAUGAUAAUAGUGGUAAGGGUGGAGGUAGUGGUGGUGAUGACGAAGGUGAUACAGGUGAUGUUGGUGUUGUUGGCAACAAAGUUGUUGAUGCUUACGUCGGAGAAGAUGGUAGUGGUGGAGGUGGCGGAGGUGGUGGUGCUAGUGGUAGUGGAGGACCGAAGGUGGUGGUUGUGGCAUAG
Molecule: messenger RNA, 615 nt
Organism: Lactuca sativa (garden lettuce)
Lineage: Eukaryota; Viridiplantae; Streptophyta; Magnoliopsida; Asterales; Asteraceae
Source: RefSeq, a predicted model, not a curated record